AUGAUGUAUUUAUUGUAUAGAUGUACACAGUUCCUGCAGAAAUCGGCUUUAUUGAGGCCUUGCCAAUUUAGAUAUAGCCUAUUUUCACCACGUAAAGUAGGAAAUGGGAUUCGCCUUCAUAUAAAGCAAAAUAUGCGAGCGUAUACGGGAUUGACUUUCUGUGCAGCUGGUGCAGCUGCUUUAUUUUCAAUCAAUUCCCGCCCUUUAACUGAUUCUGACGUACCGUUUAUUCAAUCACCUAAAGACGUGUUGGAGCCUCUGCUCAAGGAAGACACAAUAACUACACAAAUUGAUAACAACACUCAAGUAAAUAUACUGUCGCCGAACAUAUUUGGCUCUCUUAUAGUAGCAGACUUGCCAUAUUUAUUUUUGGCCGUACUGGGUGCGUUUGGUGCGGCUUAUUUUAAUAUUCGAAUUCCCAUACUUCUCGGGGAUCUUAUCAAUGUUCUUGCUCAAUUUACUCAUUCCCAUUCUGUCCCGGUUGCGGCUUUAAAGUCACCAUCGCUUUAUCUCUGUGGUGCCUUCUCACUUCAAUCACUGUGCACAUUUGCCUAUAUUGGCUUCCUUGCCACGGUUGGUGAGCGGUUUGCGUCGCGCUUGAGAAACAUGCUAUUUGAACAUGUAAUUUUUCAAAGAAUUCCGUUUUUUGACUCUCUCACUUCUGGGUGGAUUAUUGAAAGGAUGACCGCGGAUGUGCAGGACUUCAAGAGCUCCUUCAAACUUUGCAUUUCCCAGGGUCUCCGCAGUGGCGCCCAAAUUGUCGGGUCGGGCAUCGCCAUGUACACGAUAUCUCCGACGCUAACAGCCGCUCUCAUGGGAUGCCUUCCACUCGUCUGCUUUGUUGGCAGUCUGAUUGCUAGCCAAUUGCGUCGAUUGAGUCACGCAGCACACGAUAAGGUGAGUUGUAUGUCUCAAUCAGGUCGACUUGACUGUUAUUACUUUCGGGAAAAAAGUAGCAAUGCGACAACUGAAAUCGCAACCGAGGCGUUUACUCACAUUAGAUCCGUCAAAUCGCUUGCAAUGGAACCACAAAUGAUCAGACAGUAUUCUGACGGGACAAGUGAAGCCUGCAGGUUGUUCGAAAUCCUUGGCUAUGGAAUUGGCUGCUUUCAAGGCCUUUCAAACUUUGCAAUGAAUGGUAGUUACCUUGGGUUGCAAGAUUUCGGGAGUCGUUCUGUGCUGCCUGAACACCUUUUUCCCAGCCUCACACUCGAGCUUUUAUUGGUUGCAGGUUUGGUUCUUGGUGUGCUCUAUUUGGGCGGAAAUCUGAUAGCUAGAGGGGAUAUGGACGCGGGACAGCUAAUGGCCUUCCUCGUUGCCACACAGGCCGUUCAUCGAUCACUCAUUCAACUUUCACUCCUAUUUGGACAGGUCGUUCGAGGCACUUCGGCUGCUGCUCGAAUCUCCGAGAGUUUAAUGUUCCUAAGUGCGUUGCCGAUCGAUUCUUUUAUUUGGCCCUUUCAGGUUCUCUCCUACCCAACCUCAAGUGAGACGUCUGCCUACACUCGUGGCCUCGGCAACGUUCUUUCUGUUGAUGCCACCACUCAUUUUCACUUUAACAAGUCGGCUCCGUCAAUCCGGUUUGAAAACGUCACCUUCAGCUACCCCAAUCGACCGGAGGCAGUGGUUUUCGACAAUCUCACCUUUGAAAUCCCAGCAGGGAAGGUUGUUGCCAUUGUGGGGGAAUCUGGUGCAGGGAAGUCAACUGUUCUCUCCCUUUUGGAGCGCUUCUAUGAGCCGCUGGCUGGCAAGAUAACCUUCAACGGGGUCGACAUUCGAGACUUCAGUUUGUCAGCACUUCGUGGCCAGAUGAUUGGCUACAUAAGUCAGGAGCCGGAAGUUUUCCACAGGACUGUUCGCGAGAACAUUCGGUGUGCACAGCCAACAGCAAGUGAUGCGGAUGUUGUGGCCGCCGCGUGUGACGCCCAGGCGAACCAGUUCAUCACUGAGCAGCUACCGAGUGGCUACGACACGGUAGUCGGCGGAGGCUCUAGCUCGAGUUCCGCCGGCCUUAGUGGGGGCCAGCGACAGCGCCUCGUGAUUGCCCGAGCACUGGUCAAAAACGCGCCGAUUCUUCUUCUUGACGAGGCCACGUCGGCUCUUGAUGCUGAGUCUGAGUUCCUGGUCCAAUCGGCUCUCCAAAACGCCAUGUCCGGAAGAACCGUUUUGAUUGUUGCGCAUCGAUUAAGCACAAUACGGAGAGCCGAUCUAAUAAUGGUGAUGCAUAAAGGCCGAAUUGUCGAGGUACGUCGUUCACCGAAACUUGUUACCUGUUUGCAGAUUAAUCAACAAGGAACCCACGAGGAGCUAAUCCGCAAGAGGAGUCGCUACUACGACCUUCUACAGCGCCAAGGCACCGAUGACUAA
This is a messenger RNA of Mesocestoides corti, 2367 nucleotides long. Lineage: Eukaryota; Metazoa; Platyhelminthes; Cestoda; Cyclophyllidea; Mesocestoididae. The record is from the annotation of a GenBank genome assembly.